CUGUCGCUGGGAACCGAGCAGAGGAAGGGAAAAUGGCGGACCUCGAAGACGUUACGCUGGACGGGAGACCGCUCCAGUCGCUUCGAGUGGCGGACCUGAAAGCCGCCCUCGAGGAGAGGGGACUCUCGAAGAGCGGACAGAAGAAUGCUCUCAUCAAACGGCUGAAGGGGGCCCUCAUGCUGGAGAAUCUGCAGAGGACCUCCACUCCUCAUAUUGGAUUGCAGCCAAACUCUCAGAUUGGUGAGGAAAUGAGCCAGAACAGCUUCAUCAAGCAGUAUUUGGCCAAGCAACAGGAGCUCUUAAGGCAGCGUCUGGAGCGAGAGGCUCGUGAAGCCUAUGAAACAAAUGAGCAAGAAGACCAUGCAGAAGUUAACAACAGUACGUCGUGUCCUCCAGCCCAGGAUGCCACAUCGGCGAUGGCAGAGCAGCACAAGCCCCCUGGCCCCUCUGGUGGAGAGGGAUUCUUUGGUGCCAUGAACGAGGGGCAGGCUAACAGGAACCAAGAAGCUGACAUGUCUGGCCCACCUGCUUCAGGCUCAGUGGCUUUGCGUGUUCCUAGUGCUGAGCACCGACCAGAGAGGGGUUCUGCCUCCAGCGAUGUUGCAGGUGAUAGCGAUGACGAUGAUAGCGACGAUGGCGAGGAGGACGGCGAAGACGAUGACUGGGACAGCGGAGCUCGGAGGAGAAACCUUAGAGAACCAGCCAGAGUGCCUGCCGUGAGGGAGAGGUCCGGAGUAUCCUGUCAGCCCCAGCAGCAGCACAUCCCCUCCCUUUUAUCCCCUCAACUCCGGCAGCCGACACCUCCUCCAUCCCCACCUCCAGAGUUAUCAUUUCCUUUGCCCGACACCCCCAAGCAGAGCCCACCUAGUCCAGAUGCUGCUCCGGGUAGACGUUCGCCCAGUUCUUCCAGCUCUGGGUCGUCCAGCAGCGGUAGCCGUAGUAGCAGUCCGGAGCCGCAGAGGAGUGGGCACGCUGAGCGCAAGCCAGGCCCUUUGACCCUAUUGGCGCGUAAAAUGGCGUCCGAGGGCGCUUUCUCUGGACCGGGCUGGCAUGGCGCCGAUGGAGAAGGCGAUAGACAGGACAGCAGCUCACCAUCAGCAGCAGCAUUUCCAGGCAGAGGCACUCCAGAGGGUCUGGUGUCUGCCAUCACUCACACUGCAAACACUGCAGGCCAUGUACCAUUUCCAAUGAUCCCAGGCGCCAACCAGGGCGCCCCAGGAGCACAUUCAGCCCAUAUUCAAGUACCUGUGAGUGUACUCAAGGCUGCUGCAGUAGAAGGGAGGGACAGAGCGAAAGAGGCUGAGCUAGAAAGAGAGAGAGCAGCUGAGGCAGAAAGGCAGGAGAGGCUCAGAAAACUUCAGGAGGAGCGCGAGAGAGUUUUGGAGAGGGAGAGAAUUGAGCAGGCGUUGGAAAGAGAAAAGGCUUUGCAGAGAGAGCGGGAGCUUGCUCUAGAACGAGAGAGACAAGAGCGAGAGCAGGCCUUAGCACAAGAGAGGGCCUUGGAGCUGGAGAGGCAAAAGGAGCUUGAAAGACAAAGAGCUCUGGAGCAAGAGCGCCGGCAGCGAGAAAAAGAAGAGAUGGAGAGGCGUGCGAGAGAAGAAAUGGAACGAGCUAAACGAGAACAGGAGGAGAGAGAGAGGGCUCUCGAACAGCAGAGGUUAGAGAAGGAAAGAGCUCUGGAGGCUGAGAGAAAGGAGAAGGAGAGGAUCGCGAGGGAGAAAGCUCUGGAACAGGAACGAUUAGAGAGGGAGCGGAUUGAAAGAGAGAAAGCUCUGGAGCAGGAAAGGAUGGAGAGAGAAAGAAUUGAGAGAGAGAAAGCUCUGGAGCAGGAAAGGUUAGAAAGAGAAAGGAUUGAGAGAGAGAAAGCUCUGGAGAGGGAGAGGAUUGAGAGAGAGAAAGCUCUGGAGAAGGAGAGGUUAGAGAGAGAAAGAAUUGAGAGAGAGAAAGCUCUGGAGCAGGAGAGAUUGGAAAGAGAGAGGAUUGAAAGAGAGAAAGCUCUGGAGCAGGAGAGAUUGGAAAGAGAGAGGAUUGAAAGACAGAAAGCUCUGGAGCAGGAAAGGUUGGAACGAGAGAGAAUCGAGAGAGAGAAAGCUCUGGAGAAACAAAGAAUUGAGAGAGAGAAGGCUCUAGAGCUGGAAAGGUUGGAAAAGGAAAGGAUUGAAAGAGAGAGAAUCGAGAGAGAGAAGGCUCUGGAGCAGGAAAGGUUGGAAAGAGAAAGAAUUGAGAGAGAGAAAGCUCUGGAGAAGGAAAGAAUUGAGAGAGAGAAAGCUCUUGAGCAAGAAAGAAUACAGCGGGAGAAGGCCUUGGAAGAUGAGAGGAUAGCGAAAGAGAAGGCCUUGGAACAAGAGAGACUCGAAAAGGAGAGAGCUUUAGAGCAAGAGAGAGCCAGAGAGCGAGUAGAGAAAGAAAAGGCUUUAGAGCAGAAAAGGUUGGAGAGGGAAAGAGCUCUCGAGCAAGAGCGAUUAGAGCAAGAGAAGAGAGAAAAAGAAAAAUGUGAAAGGGAACAAGCUCUAGAGCAAGAGAGGAUAGAGAGGGAAAAGGCCAUGCAAAGAGAGAGGGAGGAGCAGGAAAGAGCUCUCGAACAGGAAAGGUUAGAGAAAGUCCUGCAGAGAGAAAAAGCGGAGCAGGAGAAAGACAAAGCUAGGAUGGCAGAGAAGGAGAGGGAAAGUCACCUCCCUCCAUCCAAACGUGGCCGUGAGGUUGGUCUCACCCCCCUGCCCGCUCCUCCCCUCUCCACAGGACCAGCCACAAAGUCACCGACAGAGGCAGGAGAGCAGGAAGAUGUCCGCGCUUCCGUGUCCCGGAGCGAAGCCCAGGCUGCGGAGUCUGGUACUCCCUUGUCAUCAACGCCUCUCUCACCACAGUCUUCAUUCAAGAAGUUCCGCUUCUUUAGGGACCCUCAGCCCCAACCCGCAUCCACUUCAGUGGUCAUUAAGCGGCCUCGGAUGUUCUCUGACAGCCCCCAGCCUCGGGUCGAACCCGUCUCGUCACCCACCAGUGUUGCGGGGCGACAGCAAGAAGGACAGUGUCCUUCCACUGAAAAGCAAGGGCCGCUCACGGUUACAAACCAGGCGGUUGCUGCUGCGCCACCAGGAGCUGAAGAUCUUUCUUCGAACGGGUCUGGUGAAAGUCACAAAAAAGAAGGAGCCAUCAGGAUUGUGCCGGAUGAAGAAGACCAGGCAGUUCCAGCAAAGACUGAGCGUGCUGCCACAGAGUCCACAGACAAAGAAAAAGAAGUAAAUGAAACCACAUGUUCUCCAGAGCGGAGAGGAAGAGAUUCAAAGAAGGACGAGAAGCGAAGACGACAGAGAUCAUCUUCCGAUUCCUCUUCCUCUGAAUCAGACUCUGGGUCCUCGUCAUCCAGGUCCUCUGAGUCAUCCUCAUCUUCUCAAGGCAAAGCCCGCCCCACCUCUAAAGGGAGAAGGCAGGAGGGGAAACCUGACAGAGAUUCUUCACCGCUGCACAGGGUGACAGAUGAUGCUCAGAGUUCAAAAGAAACCCCAAAAGCUUCCCCUCACAGUAAAGAGAGAUCUGUAGAGAAGAGAAACGCAACAGCUGAAGAAGAUUCCCACACCAAGAAGUUGUUCGCUGAAGCCCCAGCCAGAGUAGAGCUGCACAGGAAGACAGAGGACAGCGAGAGAGAUGAGGAAAAGGACAAACAAAGGGAGAUGAAGGAGACUGCCAUGGCGGAUCCUGACAAACUUCCAGAGACCACUGAUGAGACACCGAAGGCCUUCUCAGCUCGUAAAAUCUCUCUUAGCAGCAGUAAAUCGUCCCCGGGCCCUGGCAGUGCAGAUGGUGAGCAGGAUGCUGGGACUGGGCCUGGUCGCAAAAGGAGAUGGGGUUCGAGCACAGCCGUCACUGCGAAGAAACCGUCGAUCAGUAUCACCACCGACUCGCUCAAGUCUCUAAUUCCGGACAUCAAGCCGUGUCUCGGCCAGGACGCUGUCGUGGAUCUACACCCGGAGGAAGUCGUCCUCUCCGGGACUGAAGACGAAGAGCGAGAGCACUCCAACCAGGAUCUCCAGAUUCGACGUACUGUCACACAGGUGGUGCAUUUGGAAAAUCAGGAGAAUGGGCAGAAAGAGGCCAAGAGGAGCAGGCUGGAGGAGCUCGAGGAAGAAGAUCUCCAAGUCGACCGAGAAAGGAUAAAGGCCCACGAAGACCCGAUGGAUACCUCCGUUCCUGUAGCCAUGGACAGCCAAUCGCCAACACUUGCCAGCCAUGAUGUAGAAAUUAACACUGUGACCCCCAGCGACACCCUCAUCCGUCGCUCCAUCAGCCAGCAGAAGACGGGCGUCUCCAUCACAAUCGAUGACCCCGUCCGCACAGCCCGGCAGCCCUCGCCUCCUCGCGGCAAAGUCUCCACUAUUGUCCACGUCUGCAAUUUGGUGAGGCCGUUCACUCUGGGACAGCUCAAAGAGCUGCUCAGUAGAACUGGCACUCUGGUGGAGGACGGCUUCUGGAUCGACAAAAUCAAGUCCCACUGCUAUGUUACAUAUUCAACCUCAGAGGAGGCAGUCGCAACACGAGCUGCUCUUCACGGAGUGAAAUGGCCUCAGAGCAACCCGAAAGUGCUCAGCGUCGACUUCUGCCAGCAAGAUGAGUUGGACUUCCACAAAGGUUUGGGUUUGGCCGACCGGCCCGUCCCAGAGGACCCGGGUCCCGGCUCGGCCCGGGGUCGAACGUCGGGCCUGCCGUCUCUCCUCCCCGAGCGAGACCAGUGGGCCGAGCGCGAGCGCGAGAUGGAGCGCAGGGAGCGGGCCCGAGCGGAGCGCGAGUGGGAUCGCGACAAGGUCCGAGAGUUUGGGAAACCCGGAGAGGACAAGGAGGGCGCUCCCCGAAGGUCACGCUCCAGAGAGAGGCGGCGCAAGGAGAGGGGCAAAAGCAAAGAGAAGAAGGCAGACAAGAAGGCAGCCGAGGAUCCUCCUGCGAAGCUGCUUGAUGACUUGUUCCGCAAAACUAAAGCGGCUCCUUGCAUAUAUUGGCUUCCACUAACAGAAGAACAGUUCGUUCAGCGGGAAGCCGCCCGAGCAGAGCGCAAGACGGAGCGCGAGAAGCGGAGGAAGGAGCAAGAGGAGGAGGAGAAGCGGGAGGAGGAGCGAAAAGAGAAAAUGAAAGCCACCGGCGGCGCGGCAGGAGACCGGAGCGAGGGUGAGAAGGACAAAGACAGAGACAGGGAGAGGGACAGAGACAGAGGCCGGGACCGGGAAAGGGACAGAGACAGGGAGAGGGAGCGGGAGAGGGAAAACGACAAACGCAGGGAUGGCUACCGUAGGCCGGGGGGCAGCGGGGCAGGAGGCGGGCGGCGCUCGCGCAGCCGCAGCGAGCCGCGGGAAAGGCGGCGCUAACGGCCAAUCAGCCGACGGAACUGUUCCCAGAGACCGCCCUCCUCCAUUUGCCUUUCACUACAUGUACUUUGUUACUACUCAGAUCCAACAGAGGACCAACUGAUGUCAUGACCAUCUCUUAAAGCCGCCACCUUUUUUAAAGCACAUCUACACCCACAGAUUCUCGCUGAAAGGGGACCAUAUUUUUUGCAGUGUUGUUGCCCAGAGUGCUGUAUGUCUCACUCCUGUCAAGGUUUGAUAUCGUUUUGCUUUAUACGUUUGCCUCUUUUUUUGUUUUUUCUUUCUUUUUGUUUUUGUCUUGACUGCUUAGCAGAAUGCACACUGGGUAAUUUUAAUGAUUUACUCCAGCGUUCCCCCCUCCCCCCCUCUUUUUUUUUUCGCCCAACAGUGUAGGUGCCACUUAUGAUUUGCAAUCACUCGUCGUCGCCUCAGUGUUUUAACAGCUCUGCAAUUCGGACUUUGCAUGUAGUGCAAAGCUACUCUUGCCAGUCCUGCCUAAAAAGAAGACUCGUCCCUCUGUGCGGAGGACCGCAUACAUUUGAGAGAAAGAGAGAGAGAGAAAAAAA
Messenger RNA from Salarias fasciatus (jewelled blenny), 5917 nucleotides. RefSeq names its product apoptotic chromatin condensation inducer 1a (gene acin1a). Bases 33 to 5351 code for a protein of 1772 amino acids. Gene Ontology annotation, molecular function: RNA binding. Gene Ontology annotation, biological process: RNA splicing. The record is from RefSeq and is a predicted model, not a curated record. The transcript has 19 exons. Lineage: Eukaryota; Metazoa; Chordata; Actinopteri; Blenniiformes; Blenniidae. Gene Ontology annotation, cellular component: precatalytic spliceosome; ASAP complex.